GUCGCGAGGGGAGUCCGCAAGGCGGCCGCAGGGGCGCGCCCGGGGCACGCUGGGAACGCUGGGGGUGCCCCGGCCCUCCUGACCCGGAAGGGCUGGCGUGUGGUAACCCCGGCUUCCCUAGCAACCGAGCGGGCGUGAGUCGUCUCACUCUCGCCGGCUGCCUCCCGGGAUGCCGCUGCAGGUUAGCAAUUACAGCUGGCAGCAGACGAGCACUGCGGUCUUCAUCUCUGUGCCCCUCCGAGGCGUCAGCGUCCGAGACGCGGACGUGUUCUGCACGGAAAAUUAUUUGAAGGUGAACUGCCCUCCAUUUUUAUUCGAGGUGUUUCUCUAUGCUCCUAUAGACGAUGAGAGCAGCAAAGCUAAGAUUGGGAAUAACACUGUUGUUUUCACCCUGCACAAAAAAGAAGCAGCCAUGUGGGAGACCCUUUCUCUGUCAGGUGUUGACAAAGAGAUGAUGCAAAGAAUAAGGGAGAAGUCUAUCCUACAAGCACAGGAAAGAGCAAAAGAAGCUAUGGAAGCAAAAGCUGUGGCAAGGAGGGAAGAUCAAAAAUAUACACUAAAUGUCAUGAUGAAGAUUGAAGAAGAAGAGAGGAAAAAAAUAGAAGAUAUGAAAGAAAAUGAACGGAUAAAAGCAACUAAAGAAUUGGAAGCCUGGAAAGAAUGUCAAAGAAAAGCUGAAGAACUUAAAAUAAUUCAGAGAGAAGAAAAAUUAUAUCAUCAAGAAAAGCAAAUGGAAGAAAAGAGAAAAAAAUUAAAACAUAAAUGUCUUACUGGGAAUUCAGCAUCUAAAAAUUUUGCCACAAAAGGGAGAAAUUCAGGAAAUAUAUUUUUUGAGAAGUUAAAGGAAGACAAUAUUCCUGCUCCUCGUUCUGUUGGCAGUAUUAAAAUCAGCUUUACUCCUCGAGUAUUCCCGACAGCUCUCCGGGAAUCACAAGUAGCAGAAGAGGAGGAGUGGCUACAUAAACAAGCAGAGGCACGAAGAGCAAUGAAUACUGAUAUUCCUGAACUUAGUGAUUUAAAAGAAGAGGAAAAGAACCCAGAAUGGUUGAAGGACAAAGGAAACAGAUUGUUUGCAACAGAAAACUAUUUGGCAGCUAUUAAUGCAUACAACUUAGCCAUAAGACUAAAUAAUAAGAUUCCACUACUGUAUUUGAAUCGGGCUGCUUGCCACCUAAAACUGAAAAAUUUACACAAGGCCAUCGAAGAUUCUUCUAAGGCCCUAGAAAUAUUGACACCUCCUGUUGCAGACAAUGCUAAUGCAAGAAUGAAGGCACACAUACGUCGUGGAACAGCAUUCUGUCAACUGGAAUUGUAUGUAGAAGGCCUACAGGAUUAUGAAGCUGCUCUUAAGAUUGAUCCAUCCAACAAAAUUGUACAAAAUGAUGCUGAGAAGAUUCGGAAUAUAAUUCAAGGAACAGAACUAGAAUCUAAAUGACUACAAGAAGCAACUAGGUAUUGUUCUAAGUUUAACAAAACAACUAGAGGCAUUAGAAAUCUGUGCAUAUUAUGGCUGAUUAUACAGAAUCAUUUUGUCUUUAGUUCCAUAGAGGGCAGAAUAUUAUAAAUCUGUAGAAAAUGAAAUUUUGAUUUGAAUGGUUUUUGAAUAAGUAAGUCAAAAUAAGAAUAAUUAUUUAAAUUAUUUGUUUCAUAUUACUACAGGAUUUUUUUUGUUACUGAAUUCAGCUUUCCCUUAUAACUAACAAUAUAUUUGUUGAUGUGAUUACUAGGACACUUACUGAUUCAUUUUUAACAAGAAGUUUAAAAUAAAAGAUUAUGUUUAUAAAAUAUUUUUAUUUGUAUUAACUACUCAAUUUAAUUGUCUGAAUGCUUGGCCUUGGUAUAAUCAAUAUUGAUGUUUCCACUUAGUUUCUAAAUGCACAGAACCUUCUUUUAAAAAAAUACUGCUCCACCACCUGUUGUUUUAGGUUAGACCAGUUUACCUUAGUAUUACUAAAACAACUUUUUGGAAAACCUUAUCUUCAGCUGUAGGGAGUGUAGCCAAAGCAUGGAUCAUAUUUUAUAAUACUAUCUGAUGAUGAUGACUUUUCUAGUAAGACUGUUUUCUAGUACUGUCAAGUAUACCAGGAAAAAAAGGAUAAGACAGCAAAGGGUGGAAAUGUUAACUUAGAAUGUGGUGAUACUGGCACUGGAUUGCACCACCAGUUGUGUUGUAUCACUGUGAUGGUGCAAGCAUUAAGCAAAACCAGCACAGCUUCCCUUUUGCAUAUAACAGUUGUCACAAUUCUCUGUGAUUAUAUUUAGGGGUUUUUUAAGGAAAACCACAAAAUUUUU
Messenger RNA from Capra hircus (goat), 2292 nucleotides. It is a transcript of the gene DNAAF4, whose product is annotated as dyslexia susceptibility 1 candidate 1. The coding region runs from base 170 to 1435 and encodes 421 amino acids. Lineage: Eukaryota; Metazoa; Chordata; Mammalia; Artiodactyla; Bovidae. Gene Ontology annotation, molecular function: nuclear estrogen receptor binding. The record is from RefSeq and is a predicted model, not a curated record. The transcript is spliced from 9 exons. Gene Ontology annotation, biological process: heart development; cilium movement; outer dynein arm assembly.